Molecule: messenger RNA, 833 nt
Organism: Plectropomus leopardus (leopard coralgrouper)
Lineage: Eukaryota; Metazoa; Chordata; Actinopteri; Perciformes; Serranidae
Product: beta-crystallin B3-like
Biological process (GO): lens development in camera-type eye; visual perception
Molecular function (GO): structural constituent of eye lens
Source: RefSeq, a predicted model, not a curated record
AUGGAGUUAGAUGGUGCUGCACCAACUGGAGACCCAGUGGAGGAGCAGUGGAUCAGGAGGAUGUCGGAGCAGCAGAGCGCCCCAGAGCAGCUGGCUGCUGGGAAGAGCCAGGGUGGAGCUGGAGCCACAUAUAAGGUGUGGCUGUUUGAGUUUGAGAACUUCCAGGGCUGCAAGGCGGAGUUUUCUGCAGAGUGUAAAGAUGUGACAGAGAAGGGACUGGAGAAGGUUGGAUCUGUGAUAGUUGAGUCAGGACCCUGGGCGGGGUAUGAUCGGCAUGGGUUCACAGGGGAGCAGUUUAUUCUGGAGAAGGGCGAGUAUCCACGCUGGGACACCUGGACCAACAGUCAGAACAGCUACUCCCUUUUGUCUCUAAGGCCACUUAAAGUGGAUAGCGCUGACCACAAGCUACACCUGUACGAGAACCCUGGAUUUACUGGUAGAAAGAUGGAGAUUGUUGAUGAUGACGUGCCCAGUUUGUGGGGCCACGGUUUUCAGGAUCGUGUGGCGAGUGUCAAGGCUCUAAAUGGAACUUGGGUCGGCUACAUGUACCCAGGCUACAGGGGGCGCCAGUUUAUCUUCGAGCAAGGGGACUUCAAGCACUGGAAUGAUUGGGAGGCUCCUGCACCUCAGAUCCAGUCAGUCCGACGUGUGCGGGACAUGCAGUGGCACAAGAGGGGCUGUUUCACUGUUCCUGACCCAGCUCCGGCUCCCGGCCCCGGCCCCGGCCCAGACCCUGACCCUGCCCCAGCACCUCCUGCCCCACCUGCCACAGCUGGAGCCAGCUGAGCAGGAUCCUCCCACAGCCUCCCAACCCACACACGCUGCCGACAGUG